Molecule: messenger RNA, 1956 nt
Organism: Mizuhopecten yessoensis (Yesso scallop)
Lineage: Eukaryota; Metazoa; Mollusca; Bivalvia; Pectinida; Pectinidae
Exons: 6
Coding region: 430-840 (136 amino acids)
Source: RefSeq, a predicted model, not a curated record
UAUUAACGCAUAUAUUUUAAAAGAUUGGUAUUAGGAAGCACACAUUACUAUAUACUAAAAUGGCUUGAAUAAUCCCGAGUUAUAAACUUUACCGAACGAAACUCUAGUGUUCCGAAGAGCCAUUGGGAACUUCGAGAAAUGUCUGUGAAGUUGCUGGAUUUGAUUAUUCAAAUGACCAUUGGUUUUUGUUGGCCAAAAUGUAAAAGGGUCAGAAAUAGUUCUUAUUGGUGAGAAUCACUGUCAUUUGUUAAUCUGUUGCACGUCAUUUUUAACAUGAAUGAGACAAAUGAAAGUAGUUUGCUGAGGAUUUAUAUGGUGAGGGUCCCGUAGUGCAGGUGUAAUGAUGCCAAACUCGAUAGUGGAGGAAUUUCAAGACAAUACCCUGGCGUGGAUUGCCUCGAUUUGUAGAAAUCUCCCCUCAGAAGACUUAUGCAGUUUGGAAAUAGUGGAAAAGGUGUGCAGGGAGGAAAUCAUAGAAACAGUAAGGAAUCCUUACAGAGACUGUUCCAUGUUCCAUCUUCAUAUGGUGGCAGAUUUAUUGAAAAGGCCCAUCAUCAAUCAUUUCAGAAUGUCGUUGCAGAUUACUCUCCAUCACUGCGUAGAUAUGUCUACAAAAAUGCUGGCUACAGAAGAUUUAAGAAAUGUUUUGCAAUUGGACGAUUUGGACCAUUUCAGGAUGAUUUGAUGGUGGACAUAUCGGUUGAGCUACAGAAACUUAAUGUUGACCCAUCUGAUGCUAUUGAAAUCUUCAUGCCAGAGACACUUUUGCAGAUACUCCAACAAAAAGAAGGCAUCAACAGGAUUUUGGCGGAAUAUGUUCUGCAGGGGAACUUUGUUUGAUUUGCCAAUCUAGAAAGUGUGACUGUUGUGAUAUUGGCCACCAAUUGCAUUUUAUUGAGGUUUCAGAUAUUAGAUAAACAAUAGUAGACAGUUAAGCUGUCAAAUCAAGCUGGCCAAUUACUACCUAGAUGGACACUAAAGUGAAGUUACUUAGGUAAAGACUAUCAAUGUGCUGUCUAGCUUCGUAGCCAUGUUUACAACACAACAUGCUGUCAACGAUUUCAUAACAUACCCAACCUGAAAAAAUAUUGGCAAAUAAAAUGUUAUAAAACUGGCCAUUUAUGUUGAUUAAACUGUAUUAUUUGUGAACAAAAUCUUAUCAUGAAAUAUUCAAAUUUUUGCUUAAAACCAAAGGUGUUUUUUCCUUCCAAAAAUGUGCUUUAGUGCAUUGAUAUGUGUUAAUCUUGCUAUGACCAGCAUUUUCAUCAAUCAUCUGCAUUUUAGUUUACAAAACCUUGACAGGUCUGCUGGUGUGUUAGUUCUUGUUGUAUGUUUGGCAUGAGAGCUUUUAUAUCCUCACAUUUGCUGUGAAGUAAAAAAAAUAUGUCACUUUAUUAAUUAAGGCUAUCAUAUUUAUAAUCUUAUAUGGUUGAUAUUGUUUGUGGCUCACCUGCGAUUGAUAUAAUGAAGGUCGGACUUAUACAAAUUUUCCAGUGCUGUUUAGCUUGGUUUCCCUAAAAGUCUUAAGUGCUAGACUAUUCAAAUUUGGACCAUAGUUCAUCUUAGCUUCAGUUUCAGUAUUUGUUCCAGACUUUGAAUCAUAACCCAGUGACUGUUAUCCUCACCAAUACUAAGCUUUUUGUAAAAUAUUCCUCAUCAGUGUUAAUGAUUUCAUUUUCUGAUUUUCUAAAUUUCAUUGAAGUUGAUUAUCAAAGCAGGGACAGACAAACACAACUAUGGAAGUCUGGUAUAAGUUAAUGACCUUUGUGUAUAAACUUAUUAUAAUAUUCAACCUAAAUAUGUUCUCCUUUAAACAACUUGGUAAAGGUAUAACAUAUCAUAUUCUAUUCAUAUCGCCUUGGUUUGUAGACAUAUGAAAAAACAUUGCAAAUUGAAUUAUAUUUGUUUUUGUGCGGAAAUACAUGUAGUUUUACUACCUCAAAAUGUUAUGUUCAU